AUGUCGUCGCAGAUCGAUCCUAAAUGGGUUGCACUCUCCGAGGACAGCAAGCUAAAUUUGGAGGAGCGUCUCCGCCAGCUUGAGUCGCGUCUCCCCUACGUCGAUUUCUCGUGGUCCGGCAGAUGGGCGAGAGUCCACGGACACUUCGAUGGCGGAUCCACGACCGAAGGAGCUUUCCGCUGCCGUGCCAGAAGGAGCAAGGAUGAUGACUGCUACCACCUGUCUGUCUUUAACUGGGACAAUAAGCCGGUACUUGCCUGGAAGCAGCCCGCAUCUGAGUGGCCGGAGCCUCCGACGCCGUUCCAGGCGUUCCAACGUCUGAAGGAAGUUGGCUUCCAGACCGGUAUCCUCGCGCCGGGAUCUCUCACCGCCCCUGUGUUGGACAAGGCCACAGCGUAG
Messenger RNA from Peniophora sp. CBMAI 1063, 399 nucleotides. The record is from the annotation of a GenBank genome assembly. NCBI's taxonomy places the organism in Eukaryota, Fungi, Basidiomycota, Agaricomycetes, Russulales, Peniophoraceae.